AUGUUAUCAAGGAAAGUUGGAAAGUCUUUUGGUAACAUUGGUCUUGAUCACGAUGGCUGGCAUGGUCAAAAUCAUCAUCGGGGAUGGCAUGCACAUCAUCACUAUCAUGCUCAUGCCAUACCUAUAGGGACUCAUAUUCAAAUUUCUAGACCUAUUGUAAUUCCUGUAAUCAAAAAUAUAGGAGUUCCGGUGCACCAACCUGUCGCAAUUCCAGUUCAGCAUAUAACCGCUGUAGGUGUACCUCAACCUUAUCCGGUACACAUACCCAUAGCACAACCAGUGGCAGUUCCAGUGAUAAAAACAAUUGCAACAAUUGUUGAGAAAAAAAUACCUGUGCCAAUUGAAAAAAUAGUCCCGGUGCCAAUUGAAAAACACAUACCAGUUCCUAUCGAAAAACAUGUGCCCGAAGUUAUUAAAAAACAUUAUCCUGUACAUGUGCCUGUUUACAAACACUCUUUUCACUAUCACAAAAGUCUAGGUUGGGAUGAACCUUCAGUAUGGGAUGAUCGUCGUUAA
Messenger RNA from Trichogramma pretiosum, 516 nucleotides. Its product is annotated as non-classical arabinogalactan protein 31-like. The coding region runs from base 1 to 516 and encodes 171 amino acids. NCBI's taxonomy places the organism in Eukaryota, Metazoa, Arthropoda, Insecta, Hymenoptera, Trichogrammatidae. The record is from RefSeq and is a predicted model, not a curated record. The transcript has 4 exons.